GGCGCAGUAUGUGUGUACGUCGAUUAUAAUCGUGAACGUUUCACGUGAUCGUCUUACAAAUUCAUAUAUAUAUACGACGAGCCUAAUAUAAAAUACAAAACACAAAGAGAAAGAAAAAGACAAUACAUUAAAUCACUAUUAUGUGUUAUAUUAAACCAUUUUUAUGUGUGUAAAAAUCUUGAAAAAAGCAAAAGAAGAGUGCUCAAGGUUUUGGAACAUCGAUAAAAUAGCUUAUAAGAGGUGGUAGCCUCAGCCGGUAAACGAGAAAUCUCGAGACGAAAAUCAUCCUCGGUUCCCCCUACAGGGAAGACUUAACCAGAGUGCGCAGGAGCUCCUUCCGGAGGGGGGGCGGCCCACGAUCGACGGGAGGCUUUGUGAGCCACUGCUGAAUUGCGCACACGCGCGGAAUUUCCCGGGAAUCGGGUUUUUCCGGGUCUCUAACACGGUUCUCCCUCGUUCGGCUCACUCGAGCGUCCGACGCGCGACACGGCAACAGGUGACGACCGGAGGCCGAUUACCAGAAUCUACCAAACCAGCGACAGCAUCUACGGGCUAAGUGUCAUCACGCUUUCUCAAGCGUCCACACGCGUCGCGUUCGAAUCAAAUACGCGCGUAAAAGAAAAAACGACUCCCUUCAGAAAAUUCUCGAUCUUUCGAUUCGUUGUCACGAAAUUUUUAACUGGACAAUUUUGACCGGAUAUUGUUGCUGUUGGACUUCGAAGAAUCUUCGAAAGGAAGAUUGGGGAUCGUGAAAAAGGAAACGGAAGUACCAGUGAGGGAAAAUGAGCGUCGAAGACGCCAUCAAUUAUAAGCCCAGCGAGGAGGAGGAUUACUAUGCUCUGCUCUCGUGCGACGAGUCCUCGACGGUGGAACAAAUCACGGCAGAGUAUAAGGUGCUGGCUCUUCAAUAUCAUCCGGACAAGAACGAAGGUGAUAAGGAAGCUGAACGGAAAUUUCAGCAAUUGCAGCACGCGAAAGAGGUUCUCUGUGACCCUGAGCAAAGGAGCAACUAUGACAAAUGGAGGCGUAGCGGGAUCGCCAUCAGCUACAAGCAAUGGCUUGGAAUGAAGGAUCACGUGCAUCAGGACGCGGCCGCCGAAUCUGCUGGUUCCCCUGGUCACACUAGCAAGGCGCAACCAGCGAACGCUCACAGAAGAGCUUCGGAGGGUGGCGCGAACAUCUAUUACGGUGCACGUCGUGACCUUGGCUGGGACUCGGAGGCGUCUAACGAGGUGGUGAACAAGUUCCGCAACUACGAGAUCUAAAGGUGCGACGUCGUUCUCCAAUUUCUGGUCGUCGUCUGGACCAACGAUCGCUCGCUCUGUGUAUCUACCUUUUUUCUUUUCUUUUUUUUUUUUGCGAAGUAUAUCGAACGGAACAAACGGAUGAAGCAUCAUAAGCAAACGUAAUGAAUUACGGAUACUCCGUCUCGUCGUGAAUUUACCGCUCCUUGUUGUCCAACCGAGAAAACCUCAAGGAAGAAUGUUGUUGAGUUUGAAUUGAGAUUUUGAGCGAAGAUCAUGUUUCUGUUAUCGUUAACUUUGCAAAAAGUUUGGUCCUUUUUCUUCUUUUUGUCAUUGUUAUUAUUCCACUAGUAUCGUUAUUAAGAAAGAAGAAUACUAAUUUUAUCAUUGGGUGAGUUUUGUUGAUUUUGAAGUGGAUAAAGACUGUAUUUAUUGCAAGUGUUCGGAGGAAGAUAUUUGAAGAUUCUAGUUCGUCUUUUAAUAUGUUAAAUAUGUACGAUGCAGAUUAUCCAUAGUCGAGAGCAGUUUCUGUUCAAGUCGGUAACGCUUUCUGCGAAUAUAAAAUAAAUAACGGCACGAGCUAUCGACGGCAGACGCAGAUUGAAUGGAAUAUUAUGCGAGAGUGGCAGGGAACGUGCCAAGAUGGAGAACAUACUCGAUAUGAAAACUGUGCGAUCAUCCAAGUGGAUACUUUGUAAUUUGAUCGAUCAUACAGUAUAUGAAUUUGCAAAGGCCGAAGGAAAUACGCUGCAAAUCUUCUCUUGCAAUUCUUAUGACUAUCGAAAUUUAAAAAAUUUCGAUAAUUAAUUUCUAUUGUCUACGUUUGAACAAUUUCACAAUAUUUAAUUGGAAUUCUUAAUAUUCACAACGGUGAAAUGCGACUAACCGAGCAGGAAUAAAUUGAACAGCAAAAGUCGGCCACAGAGUAUACGAUAUCGAUCCUGCUUUAGAGAUCUUUUUAUGGGAGAAGGAAGAGGGAAACCAGAGGGAAACUCGUUUAAAGUUCCAGACGAGAAAAGAGGAUGCUCUCGAGGUUUCUCGAAAGAAGUGUCACAUUUUUCUUAUUUCCAUUUCUUCCUUAAAGUUUUGUUUAAGUGUCACGAAACAGAGCGACAAGGAAGAGAAGAAUAUUGAAGAAAGCAAAAAGAAGAAAUCAGGGCGAGAAAAAUCGAAGGAUCGGCUAGACGGUGCUUUAAUGUCGUAUCAAGAGAGAAGCUAAAAUCCACGAUUCCACGAAGGGAUUCAAACGUAAGAAAAUAACUAGUUGUUUCUACUAUAACGUUACUCGCGAUAGAAUUUGCUUAAGUGGUCCACUUCGAGCUGAAUGAAUUUCAGUUUCUAAACAAUCCUGAGGAAUAAUGUAUAUAACAUUCAUAUGUUUUUGAAUUUUUUUACUUAUUGAAUUGGGAAUAAUAAGAGAAUAAUGUUGCCUUAUUUUGGUGAAAUUAAUUGAUGAUAGAUUGUCCUGAUUUUUAUUAACAAUUUUUAACAUUCACCUAUCUCAUUUAUUUAAAAUGAAUUAGAAUUAAAAUACACAGUUGCUUUUUAAAUCAGAAUCUCAUAUAUUCUGUGAAAAAAUAUCAUCCUGAUAAAAAGUAUUAUACUUCGUUUUAAGGUAUCUAUUCACAAGUUUUAAGGAAAAUCAGCGACGAGAGAUACAAAAAUUCGAAGAAAUUAGUCGAGAAACGUUCCUAAUCUCAAGUUGCGAAGAUAAUUCAAUUCAAUUGACAUUCCUUCGUAUCACCCUUUGUAAAGUAUGUACGAUUUCCAAAACAGUGAUUUGUACCACUUAAAUAGUACUUCCAUCGCCGAGUAGCUAGAAGAAAAAAAGUAACUCGUUGUUUCUACAUUGAGUAUUCUUCAAUGGAACGCUUGAACAGUUUAGACGUCGAAUCACAAAAGCUUCGUACGCGCGAAUAUCGAAAUAUAUCCUCGAUCUUUUCCAAGCGAAACAUUAGUAACUUUUGUGUCGUCGAAGAUAAGAUCGUCGAAUAAACUGAUUAAGCAUAGUUAUUCCAUUGUUGAGCAAAUCGAUGACGGCGCACUUGUACCUGUGUCAAACGCAAAGUAUAUAUCGUUUUUUCUCGACCACACUUGAAUGUUCGAAACCUUCACGACCCCAUAGAUCCACGUCAUACUUUUCUGUACUUAAAUCAGUCCUUUCGCUGAAAGAAAAUAUAUCGAAUAGACACUAAUUUAUUGUUAUGUGAACUUUUAAUAUAUAGAUGUUCGUUAAUAAAAUUGCGAACGAGUCUUAUUCAUCUCGAUCAUAUUCAUUUUUGUCGGUCCCACACCCUUCUUUUUUUACGUAAAAUAUUUUCCAAUUAAAUUUUAAAAUAUUACCGGGACGAUACCGAAAAAAAUUCAUCGUCAAAUAUUGUCCUUUGCUUUCGAUUAAUCCACUUCGACGCAGACUGAAAACGGGAACAACGUACCAAAGCACGGAGGAUCAACUUUGCGACGAACAAUCUAAAUUUUCGAGAGGAAACUCGAUGGAAUUAAAACGCUAGAGCUUCGAUUUAUCAAUUUUCCCUCAGGCAAUUUCUAAAAAUGUCAGUAGUUUUAAAAAGUUACACUUUAUAUCCACGUUAUUUUACGUUCAUUCAUCAGCGAAAGGAUUUAACAGCACUUCUGAUUUAUUAUCAACAGACUGCGGAUGUUUAUACAUUUAUGAGAAAUUUAAACGUGAAAAAAUGUAUAAAAAGGAACAUAAUACGGAGAAAUAUAGUUCUUGACAAGAGAUUUUACACUUUACGCUUCAUAAUCUUCACGAAGUUCCUUUAAUUUGUUACAGCAGUUAUAUUCAAGACCAUACAAUUACUAUAUUAGUUAACAAAAACAAUACACUUUUUACUCGUAUACUCAAUAUCCCCGAAUCGCAUUUUUUAUUGAAAAUUAUUUAUUAUUUUGAAGAAACUUUUAGCAAGUCCGUGUAUAUUUUCUAUUAUAUUCACAUCGGCUGACAAAAUAUCCAAAAUUUAUUAUAAUAUUUAGGUGAAACAAGUCACUAAUUAAGAUCCAUUUCUUCGCUUAUAUUCUCAAAAAUUUGUAUAAAAAUCCACAGUCUAGUUAUCAUUCUCUCAUCAUCGAUAGAAUCCCAUCUCACUACAGCGAGUUACAUCAUUCGUUCGGCAUCACCCUGUCUGAAGAGCAACCGGUCUCGUGAUAAUUUCUCGAUUCAUAGAUUAAGUUUGGUUCUUCGUUUCAAUCACCACGAAUACGAAUAUAUCGAUAGCUAGUCGACGAGGAAUUUUUCUAAUGCACUCGAACGUCGUCGUUGCGUUCCGCGUAAUUAAGGCACGUAGACGUAGAAGCUAAUGAUUGGUGGCCGAAAAUAGCAGCAGUCGACUCGUACGUAUCGAUGUGACCUUUCGAUAUUAGUAUGUAAGGCUCCGAGGUACGGCUUAAAACGAUCCUGUCUCCUCGAAUUUAUUUUCACCCGUGUCCAGAUAUCGUUCCUUUUCUUCUUUUUUAUUUUAUCCUUAGCUCACUUGAACUUUCCAUAGAAUCGUUCGAUCGGUCGUUUCGUCCGUGUGGAUUUUCAAAACCGGACCGAGGAUUCGGGAACGUAGAUCGGUCGGAAAGCGAGGGGGAGAGGAUAAACGAGGAAUCAAAAGUAGAGACAACAUAUAUCGAUGGCAAUGCUGCGAAAUUUUUGCGAUGGAAAACCGGAAACGUAGCGAGUGUACCGUUGUCGAGAGUAUUUGAGUCGAAUGACGCCACGCGCUAUCGAUCACGGACGAGGAAAAAAUAAAACGAAGAAAAAGUGGUAAGGUAGGAGUCGCUGAUCUAUCUUAUAAAACAAGAAAACAAGGAUUGCCCGAAAGAAUGGGAAGGUUAAAAGAAAAAUCGAUAGUGCGUGUACGUGUUGAAGUUUAAAGAUCAGAAUCGGCUUCGUUCUCGAGUUUCUAUGACGUAAAACACGUGUAAUUAUUCGUAAGGUAAAAGUAACGUGGAAUCGUAAAAGGGAACCAAAUAUUAAAUAUAACAUGAAAAUAGAGAAAAAGAAAGGAAGUAAAAAAAAAAAUAUAUAUAUAUAUAUGGUCGUCCAAAGUCGAGAACGAGAGAUCGAUCUUCGAGAUCUCAUCACACUACCCGUGUAUCUGUCUUCAAAGAAUGAGAGAAAAAGAAAAAAAAAUAGGAACGAUAAAGCAAGUUUCGAAAAUAUUCUGUACGUGUGUUGUUCCCACAUCUAUAUUUUUCUAGACGCGUCUCCGCGAUUCCGCCUCGUGGAACACUGUACCUUCUAUCGAUUUAUUAUUUCCACGCGAUCGACUUAUCGAUGGUAUCGUGCAUCCGGCCGAGAGCUGGGAGAAACCUGUCGUUCGAUGAAAAGAAAAAAAAGAAGAUACCGUGGAAUUUUUUUCGUGCUAAACGUUGCUACAGUUUUUACGGAGUAUUCGAUAAAAAAUUGCUUGCCUUUUUAGGGUUCCUUUUCUUUUGUCUUAAAUAGAAAGCUUAAUGGAAUAUUUUGUAAUUCACUCUAAUCUUUAGUCCUUCUUUUUUCCUUUGAGAGUUUCACGAAGGUAUGUUUACGAUCUUUUAAAAUUGUAAUACGAUUAAAUUUUAUACGUUUCUAGGAAAAUAUUAUAAUUAUGUAUGCCUCUCUUUGAAAAUAUGAUUAAUAUAAGAUAUUAAUAAAAUGUAAUUAAAGAUGAAGGUAUAAAACGAUGGUUUCGUCUCUCCUCGUAAACGCGUGAAUCUCUGUUAUGUACGUAUAAAUAUACAAAUAAAUAUACAUACACAUAUAUAUAACGUAUAAGAUAUAAAAAUAUAUUAUAAUCGUCACGCGCUGGACGACGCGACGAUAUGUAUCUAUGCGAUUAAAGGUUCAAUAAAUGUGUUUAAUUAAGAACA
Bombus impatiens (common eastern bumble bee) is the source of this 6101-nucleotide messenger RNA. RefSeq names its product J domain-containing protein (gene jdp). The transcript is spliced from 5 exons. The record is from RefSeq and is a predicted model, not a curated record. NCBI's taxonomy places the organism in Eukaryota, Metazoa, Arthropoda, Insecta, Hymenoptera, Apidae. Bases 783 to 1265 code for a protein of 160 amino acids. Gene Ontology annotation, cellular component: cytoplasm.